This is a messenger RNA of Choloepus didactylus (southern two-toed sloth), 7315 nucleotides long. RefSeq names its product 40S ribosomal protein S12-like. The transcript has a single exon. Gene Ontology annotation, molecular function: structural constituent of ribosome. Lineage: Eukaryota; Metazoa; Chordata; Mammalia; Pilosa; Megalonychidae. Gene Ontology annotation, cellular component: ribosome; cytosolic small ribosomal subunit. Bases 5734 to 6081 code for a protein of 115 amino acids. The record is from RefSeq and is a predicted model, not a curated record. Gene Ontology annotation, biological process: translation.
AAACCAUCUGAGUUUUUGUAGUCCUUUCUAAAACAGAAAAUAGUGGAGAGAGAUUUACUAGAAGACGUGUUUUAGAGAAAUGUUGGAAAUUGGUUCCUGUAUAAAGGAAUCACCUAGUUCAUGCAGAAAAUAUGAUGAGAACUCAGUGAGAGGGAUCUAGAAGCUGGAUCUGGCAAAAUUCAAAGAUAGUAACCUGUCAAGAAUGUGCAACAAAAUCGUUCCACCGUUGGUGGAAAAAGAGGAAGGACAUUCAUUCGUGCAUUCAGCAGGUAUGUAUCGAGUUUGUACUAUGCACCUGGCCUUAUUCUAGGCAUUGGGGAAGCUGCCCUCACAAAACUUAGAUUCUAGUGAGGAGUGUGUGUGUAUUUUGUUAUUAUUGCUCUACAUCACUAUUAUAAAAACCUAACCCACCCAUUCAGGAGGCUGUGUGUCAGUUCCCAUUCUGCCAGUAUCCCACGGUGGAAGGGCUUCUUUUAUGCAGAAUUGUUUAACCAUUUUGCCUCAUUUUUUUAAAAAUAAUACUUUUGAGCAGCUACUAUGUGCUGGGACUAGUGGGGGAUAUAAAAUGCUUGAGACAUGGUCCCUGCUUCCAAGGAGCUUGCAUUUCAGGGGGAGAAGGACAAGAAGAGGGUGAAGAGAGAUGGGGAGAAUGCAGAGAUAAAGAAAACUGGUACCAGAAAACCUCGUCUUAAGCGUCUGGAAUGACUCAGCUGCGUUCUCCAGGUUUGCAGGAGCGCGAGGGGCCAUGCUUACCACGGGAGAUCAAGAGAAGUCUCUUGGAAGGACAUGGCAUUCCACCUGGGUCUUGAAGAAUGGCUACUAUUACAGCAGGACAAAGGGGCGUGGAGGCAGAAUGAGCCUGUCAAGCAAAGGGAAAAGAAAUAGGAGUGGCGAGGUGGGACAGCCCAAAGGACUUCUGUGCAGCCGUCUGCAGCUGGUGGGUGGGUGUGUUUUGGAAGUGGAAUCAUUGGAGACUGAGUGAGCCUGUGCUGGCUUUGUUCAGACCUUUUAAAUGCGAUGCUAAGAAGUUGGGCUUCAGAGAAGGAGAGAAAAGAAGCCUUUGCUUUCCUGUCUGCAAAAUGGAGUCUCUUCAAGACACUAUUGUGAAAAAAAUGAAACCUUAUUUAUAAGAACUCUUCAGGCCCUUAGAAAGCAAAAGGCUCUAGUAGUGGUGACUAAAGUUGACAUUAUUUUGAUGAGUUUUUUGCUUAGAAGUCAAGUUUGCUGGCAACACAAGCACAUUAUGGUUAACAGAUUGGUAAAUUCUAUUUGACUUGUUUCCUGUGGAAAAAUCUUAAAUAUUUAUCACGUCAGUAAGCAAACUUAUUGCCCAGAGUCACAGCCUACCUUGUCAAAUAACAUUCCAUUGUCUUCUGCGGACUUUUGGAAACAAUUUAAAGCAAUUAUGUAUUAGGGGAAAUAACAAAUUUUUAGUAUACUAGCUGAAAACUGCACACUAUUUGUUAUAUUGUAAUGUAUUUUAACUACUCAUUAGAUUGUGUGAAUCCAGAUAAAAGUCUUAGAUAUUCCAUGUCCAAAAGGUUUAUAUAGACCUGAUGUUGAUAUGCUCGCAAAGUGUUUUUCACAUUCAUUAACAUGUUUAAUGCUCCUAGCAAUUCUGGGAGUAAGCAAUUUAAUGAAACUCAUUUUAUGGAUGAGUAAACAGGAGUUCAGGGUAGUUAAAUGCCUUGCUUGGUGCUGUAUAAAAACUAGUAACAGAGUCAGGACUAGAGCAGUGUGUCUUUCAUCUGUAAAGCUCAGCCUGCUGCCUCACUGUCAAACGGAGAAUUCCUGUUGCUGGUGGUUGUGAUUAUUAUUGGGCCUGACGGGCUCUCCUCAGGGGAAGGACGUCUAUCUAAGAUGUUGAAUAAUUUUAAGUUGCAUUUAACCUAAAAUGCUGUGAUUCAGUGCCUGAACACAUUUACCACUGAGUGAAGUGAACGCCCAGAAGGAAGAUAAGUAGGAAACCUCGGUACCAGUUCCUUCUGUAACUUCUAGUGGGAAUGCUGACCUACAUCCAGUCUUUGGGAGCUUUUGGUCCUUGGAUGAAAAGACAGUGGAAGCCGCCAACCUCACCCUCUUGCCGAAUGUUCCUGUUUGCCCUUUACUGAGUAUGGAGACGUUGCUUGGCUUUCAGGAGCUUCCUCUCUAAAGGGAUAAAGUAGAUUUAGAGAGUGACUGUGUAAGAGAUGAAGGUAUUUUUAGCAACCAUUCAAACGCUGCCAUUGCUAAGAUUUUAGAACCUUCAGAACUGUGUGUACAUCCUUGUUUGUGAGCUACACGAGGAUGGUGGCAGGGACCAUGCUUUUGGUUUCCCAUCAUUUGGGAAAUGGGAUCUGAGGUUUGACCUCAUUUUGGACCAUUUUUUGGAAAGCAGUUCAGCCUUCAGAGGAUAAAAGCGCAGUGACCACUGAAAUCCCUCAUCAGGGAUGUUUCCCAUCAUUUGGGAAAUGGGAUCUGAGGUUUGACCUCAUUUUGGACCAUUUUUUGGAAAGCAAUUCAGCCUUCAGAGGAUAAAAGUGCAAUGACCACUGAAAUCCCUCAUCAGGCCUGCAGACUGCAGCAACUGCCAUAGAUGAGCCACCCCAAAAAUUUUUGACCAGGGAAAGAAUUUCACUAGAGGCCCACCUGGAAGGGGAUUCUAGUCUCUAAAUUCUGUUUGACUCAUGCAUGAACGGGCAGGAUUGUGGUGGGGCUGAGGGCAUGUGUUGUUCUGAUCUGGGUUGUAGAAGAGGACACCAUGGCACCGAGGGGUUAGCAAACGUGCCCGGGGUCACUUGGUUAAUCUUGGAGCUGAGGUUUGAGACCUGGGCACUGGCCUGAGAGCCUGCGUGUAACCACCGUGCCCUGCAGCUUCUCCUGGGCAGGGAGUUUUCCUCAGAAAGGCCGACCCUCUGUCCAGCAGGGAGGGGGCAGGUGUGCAGCCCUCUGUGAUUCUUGACCUUCAGCUUUAUAAGAAAGAUGCUGUGGCGGCUUCCAGGAUGCAGACCCUGGCUGGGCAGGCAGUGAGUCCCGGAGGUUCGCUGCAGGGGCAGAGGCUGGAGCUGGAAGGGGAGGGCUCUGGUCUUAGGGAAAUGUCACAAGAGGGAAUUUUCAAGGAUUUUACCCACUACCUCGUUUGUUCUUCUUUCUUCUUUUCCUCUUCAUAGGAACAGAAUGCCAAAAUGCGGGUCUAUAGUUAAGGGAGUGAGAAACUGAAGAGAUGGGAACGAGGGGCCUCCUAAGGUUGAGGGGAUUGGUUUCUUGAAAUGCUUUUCUGUAGUUUUAGAACAAAUUGCCUCACUUUAGACACUAACAAGGACCAGCCCCUGUCCCUCAAGCCUGGAGCACCUCUCUGAGCUUCGGCCCACCUUCCUUAAAGAUGCUUUUGGACAUAAGUUCCCCCCAUGAUUACAAAAUCAAAGUGAACAAGAAUGCAAAUAGGCUCUGCAUCCUCACAGGGCAGCUGGUUUUGUUGAGAAACUCAACAUGGUUUACGCAGGGAAGUCCUCUGGAAAGCUUGGCUCCCCAGUCGGUAUCCAAACUGCCUUAACCACCUUGAAACUUGUGAAGCUGGGGCAAAGCACCUGCCUGGGGUUUUCUCCCAGGUAUGACUGUAUGUGUGCUUAAUAAGGAUACUACUUUUCUUUUGAACAAUCUUCUUCCUAGAAUGAUAAAUCAUGUACACGUUUUCUAGGCAAUUUGAUUGUUUACUCUUCCAAGCAUUUAACACCUUGUGCCAGCAUAUAUGGACCCUUCCAGAGCUUCUUAAUAAAGAUGACGAUUGUUAGCACAAAUAAACAGAUAUGUGUGUGUGUGGCAGGAGAUGGGGAGAAGAGCAGAAGGGAAAGUUAUAUAAGUGUUAGCAGUAAGGAUUCUAUUUUUAAAAGCAUGAUCAGCAGUUUGUAAACUAGAGAAACCAUACUGUUAAUACUCCCAUAGCAUUGAAAGAGACAAACUGACAGCAUUGACGUAAAAUUUUUCCCCAGGAUGCUUAUUUAUGAUAUAAAUAAAAUUAUGACUCUGCUGCUUUGCUCAACAGAAUGAAAACUGGAAGACUCAGCAUUUGCCCAUUCAUUCAUUCAUUCAUUCCUUCUAUCCAUCCAUCCAGCUCAUGGUUCUCAAGGGCCUUUGGUGGGACCAGGCUAAGUGCUGGGCAGAUAGAUAUUGUCCUUAUUUUCUUGGAGUUUAAGCUUAUAGUUUAGUGGCCUGUGGUUUUGCUCAAUUCUCUUUCUCUCUAGCUAUUUAAAGGAAGUGGAAGGAAAGCCCUCGGGAGAAUGAUUGCCAGGCUUGGAAAGCAGAGGCUUGGCUGCUCCUGAUCCAGGGUUGGGCCUCCAUUUCUGGGCCCACAGGGUCCUUGUUUCUAUGGGGUGCUGUUCAUGAGAGUCAACCUGGCCUGCAGUGCCAGGUUUUUUGGACAGAAUUAAACUGGGCACACAGGUGGGAGUCUGGACGAUUUGAAAAGAAAGUGGUCUGUAUUUGAUUCUGUGACAUCAGGGCAGAAGGUCCAACAUUAACAUGCUAUUCCCUUCAUUUUGGUGUUUUCCAUAGCAGUUCCUUCUUUGGUCAUCACUUCCAAGGAUAAUUUUGAAAUGCCUCUCUUGUGUGUGCAGCGUUUGUAGGCAUAUUUGUUUAUCUUUGCUUUGUUUUUAUUCAGGGUUUACCCAUGUCCCCUUCAGGUUAUCAGACAAAUUAGCAUGUGCUUUCUGCCCCCAUUCUCUACCCUAGAUGAAUCAAGCACACAAUUAGGAUGAACUGUCACUAGAUGAUGGCUUGUCAUUUCAAAAACCACAUUCCCGUAGGCAUGUUUAAGUGAGGGGAAAUGAGCAUGACUUGUGUAUUAAUAAUGCUUUUUUGCAACAGAAUGUUUAACAUUAUAUGUAAGUAUUAACUAAUGUUACUAGUCAUGAUUUUGAAAAAUGUCACCAUUCCAGAAAAUUGUGGCAGUGCAAACAUUUAUCCAUAAUUCGGUAUAUUUUACUCACGAAUUCUUAAUUGUUAUCAGUCUUUUCUUAAUCGUGGGUUUCCUAGACUUGAGUAGAACACUUUUUGCAUUCAUCCUAAAUAUUUUAUUUUGGAACUGAAAGCCCUUCCCUUUGUGUUUUGUCAUGUGACCAAGCCUCUGAGUCAUGUGACCAAGCCUCUCUCUAAGCCCAGUAAAAGAGGUGAUAAGCAUUUGUCUGUCUGCUAUUCCAAGAGGCUUUACUGGAAGUUCAUGUGGCUUUCCUGGCCUUUCAUGUCCUCAGUUUGCUGAUCCCGUCAGGCUGUCAAGGGGACUGUGAAGAGGGGCUUGUGGUGGCAAGAAGGGAGUAACUGUCUCCCUUGACUUUCUAGCGUCUGACUUCUGGAACCUGGCCUUUUCAUCGUCACAUUUGCGCUGAGCAUUGGCUUCACAAUAAUCACACAAGCUUAAAUACCAAACUUGCUUCUGACUGUUCCCUUUCUUUUAAAGGAGUGAUGAAUUUGUAUUUUUUAAGUCACAGCUUUACUAGAACAGAACUUUCUAAAAACCCAUCUAAAUGCAUCAUAGCAAAUGUUUCCCAACACUACCUUGGUCUCCCUGACAACUCUCAAUUGCUUUUCAUGUGCCACCCACUCACUAGGCUCUUGAAACAAAAAGCAGAAAGGGAGGGCUCUGGCCAAGCGCUGAGGUGAAGGUGACAAAUAGAGGUGUCAAAACAAAUUUAGAGCUCUUGCUCUGCCACCGCUGAGGCUAAGUGCCUUCGAAAUUGGGCUCCACCAUGACCCACCGCCAUGGCCGAGGAGAGCUUGGCUGUUGACGGUGGAAUGGACACUGACACCGCUUUACGAGAGGUGCUGAAGGCCGCCCUCAUCCACCGUGGCCUGGCACAUGGGAUCUGCGAAGCUGCCAAAAAAGCGACAGGCCUAUCCUGUGUGUUGGCAUCCAACUGUGGUGAGCUCGUAUAUGUCAAGUUGGUGGAGGCUCUCUGUGUUGAACACCGAAUCAACCCAACUAAGGCUGAUGACAACAAGAAACUAGGGGACUGGGUAGGCCUCUAUAAAGUCAACACAGAGGGACAACCCCACAAAGUGGGUGGUUGCAAUUGUGUAGUCAGUAAGGACUAUGGCAAAAAAUCAUAGGCCAAGGAUGUCAUUGAAGAAUGUUUCCAGUGCAAGAAAUGGACAAACAAAACACUUGACUCUUAAAUCAACAACAACAACAACAAAUUUAUAAAGCUGGCAAUGUUUUGAGGAAUGGUGAUGGAGGUGUGGGGCUGGGAGAGAAGUGCCUCCGCAAGUACCAGAAACAAAAGCCACCUCUAAAGCAUUCCUUUUGGCAAGAGUUCAACCAACUAGCUUAGGUUAAUGCUGUUUCAAACGACAAUGUUUCAUUUGAAGUCCUUCCCAGCUUUGUGACCUUGGUCAAGUUCCACAACCUGUCUCGAGCCUCCGUUUCCUCAUCUGUAAAAAUGAAGUUAAAAAUAUACCAGCAUUGGAGGUGUUUAUGAGAAUUAAAUAACAUAAUGUAAAAAUACUAAAUACACAUCCAACAUGCAGUGACCCUCAAUAUAUUAUUAUUUCUACCAUUUCUGUAAUGUCUUGGCUUCAGUUAGGCAAUGUAUUUUUAGGGUCAGACUGCUUAAAUGAUUGAACCUAAGCUGGAGGUUAAAAUCUAUUGUGGUGGAGGCUCCUUUAACGGGGGAGGGCUAUACAAUUUGCAGAUGGGCAAAAAGAGUCUGAAACCAUUUCCACCUGAUACCUACUGCAAGCAGAGAGUAGGCUAGAUGUAAUUGGGGCUAUUCCAUUAAAUCAGAUACAAUAUAGCUCGCUAGGAUUUGCAUUCAUGGAUAAAAGACCCCUUAUUUAUAGCCUCCAUUCCCCAUCCAGCAGCAAUUUAUUUUACAAAUACGGUAAAUGCCAAACAAUGCCCUUUAAGUCAGUGAGUGGAGAAGUCUUUGUUUUUCCUUGGACCCCAGUCUCAUGCUUCUAAAGUCUGUCUCUUUUUGACCGGCACUUUCUAAGUAGCUAUAAAUGCAUUGCAUUUGCUUGUUAUGGAAAGUCUGGUCUCACAAUUAUGUUGACAGUUUUGCAAAAAAUAAUUCUGUGGAAGCCGAGUCAGCAGCUCUGCUGGUUUUCCCUUCUCACUUCCUCUCCUCACGCCGCAGUCUCCAUGGCGGAGAGUAGCGUCCUGUGCAGUUCUUGCCCAGCUACUCAGUGAGUCAGCCAUGGAGGAAUUCCCAAAUCCCUCACCUCGACGACGUCUUUGUUUCUGGGUGCUAAGGAAGAAGGGCUGGGGUUGAGUUCAUUAACUACUGAUGAUGUUCUUGAAGAAGCUUCAUAUCGUGCCAGUAAACUGUUGCCCUUUCUUUUUCCU